Messenger RNA from Penicillium bovifimosum, 765 nucleotides. Its product is annotated as RlpA-like double-psi beta-barrel domain-containing protein. Bases 1 to 765 code for a protein of 254 amino acids. The transcript has a single exon. The record is from RefSeq and is a predicted model, not a curated record. Lineage: Eukaryota; Fungi; Ascomycota; Eurotiomycetes; Eurotiales; Aspergillaceae.
AUGGCUCCCAUCACCAAGACUCUCGCCCUUGCUGGCGCUUUCUUCGCCUUGACUGGCUACUCGGCUCCCGUCGCUAAACGCGCCGUCGUUUGGGAGACCGUCACCGACAUCGUCUGGACCACCGUCGAUGUCACCACCACCGUUCAGCCUUACCAGGCCACCACCACUGCCGUUCCCGUCGUCGCUGCCGUUACCACCACUGCUGCCCCGGCUCCUACCGUUCCUACCGUUCAGGCACCCGCUAAGGAGGUUGUGAAGGCCGAGCCUACCACCUCCUCCACCACCGCCGCUCCCGCUCCCACCACUCCCGUCGUGCAGGCUUACUCCGCCCCCGAGCCCGUCGUGAAGGAAGAGACCACCUCCGCUGCCCCGGCUCCCGUUCCUCAGGCCACCGCCCGUGCUGCGGCCCCGGCUCCUGCCCCUGCCAGCAGCGGUAGCGGCGGCGCUUGCUCCGAGGGUUCCCCCUGUGAAGGCAUGAUCACCUUCUACGACACUGCCACCACCGCCACCAACCCCAGCUCUUGCGGCAACACCAACGACGGCACUGUCGAGAACGUCCUUGCCCUUCCCCACGGUAUCAUGCAGGACAGUGACUGCGGCAAGACCGUCACCAUCGAGUACAACGGCCAGACUGCCACCGGUACCGUCGUUGACAAGUGCAUGGGUUGCGACAACACCUCCAUCGAUCUGUCCCGUCACCUGUUCGGUCAGUUGGCCGCUAUGGAUAAGGGUCGUGUCGAGGGUGCCAAGUGGUACAUCAACUAA